Molecule: messenger RNA, 1693 nt
Organism: Erinaceus europaeus (western European hedgehog)
Lineage: Eukaryota; Metazoa; Chordata; Mammalia; Eulipotyphla; Erinaceidae
Gene: METTL5
Product: methyltransferase 5, N6-adenosine
Exons: 7
Coding region: 630-1190 (186 amino acids)
Biological process (GO): rRNA methylation
Molecular function (GO): nucleic acid binding; rRNA (adenine-N6-)-methyltransferase activity
Source: RefSeq, a predicted model, not a curated record
UACAGACCUGCUUCACUGACCAUGAAGUAAACCCCCUACUGGUGGGGAUCGGGGCUUGAACUGGAAUCCUGAUGCCAGUCCCCUUGGCCUGCCUGCAGAUACACAAGGAAAAUCUAGAAGGCAGUGGCCACAUAACAGGUGGCAAGGGCCGGCCUGCAGCUACCAGAAAAUCCGGGCUGAACAAGUGGUGCAGAGCCGGCUGGUGAAUUUGCCAGCGGAACCCAUGCGCUCGUAGUCGCAGUUGCACCAGUCGCAGUCGCAAUAGCACAACAGGCGGGGAAGUGCGCGUGGAGGCGCUUCCGGCGGUAUAGGAAGCACUAGCUUUGCUAAAUUCUGGGGCGGGGCCUGCAAGUCUCAUCUGCUGCUUCCAAUCCCCUCGGGAGUCACCGAGGAGCCCGAGGUUCCCGCGCGAUUUCCUGGAGGCGCGUUGCAGGCAGGCGGAAUAGCCUGCUUGUCUCAGGUUCAGACGUGCCUUGGUGGGACGUGCCUUUCGCGCAUGACUGGCCCUGCACGACCCCUGGUUACUGGAGCUUAAAAAGGGGGCCAGGGCGAAGAUCGGAUUAAAUAAGAUUCCUCUGCGGACUCAGUGCCCUUAAUUUCUGCAAGCCUAUACUGUAAAAAAAAAAAAAAUGAAGAAAUUAAGGCUUAAAGAACUAGAGAGUCGCCUGCAACAAGUAGAUGGAUUUGAAAAGCCCAAACUGCUUCUAGAACAGUACCCGACCCGGCCGCACAUUGCAGCCUGUAUGCUGUAUACAAUUCACAAUACGUACAAUGACAUUGAAAACAAGCUUAUCGCAGAUCUAGGAUGUGGUUGUGGAGUGCUUACCAUCGGAUCUGCAAUGUUAGGAGCAGGGUUGUGUGUUGGAUUUGACAUAGAUGAAGAUGCACUGGAAAUAUUUAAUAGGAAUGUGGAGGAGUUUGAGUUAGCCAAUGUUGAAAUGAUUCAAUGUGAUGUGUGCUCAUUACCUAGCAGAAUGUCCAAGUCAUUUGACACAGUAAUUAUGAAUCCUCCAUUUGGGACCAAAAAUAAUAAAGGGACAGACAUGGUCUUUCUGAAGACUGCUUUGGAAAUGGCAAGAACAGCAGUAUAUUCGCUACACAAAUCCUCAACUAGAGAAAACUUCGGUAUGACCUGCCAGCAUCAUACAAAUUCCAUAAAAAGAAAUCAGUGGACAUUGAAGUGGACCUAAUUCGUCUUUCUUUUUGAAAGUCUUCCCCCAAAAAGCGGCAAAGCUUAGUUAAAAUGAAUUUUAAAAAUUUAUUUACUAUUGGUCUCCAGCACCAUUUUCUGUUUUCUGUUGUUUUGAUGCAGGUUCAUCUUUGUCUAGGUCUUCUCUUGCUCUUUUUACUGGCCCUACAAUGACAAAUUAAUCUUUGUUAAUUCACUAGAAGCAUUCUAUUUUAAUAUUGAGUAUAAUUACAGUGAUAAUGGUUCAUUUACUUCAGACCUCAUGUCUAUUUGCUUUAAAAAGAAAAAAAAAAACAUUUGUUCAGUGGGAAAGCAAGUACAGAAGCCAGACCUUCCACCUUCUGUACCCCACAGUGAUCCUGGGUCCAUAGGAAAGCUAUCAAGGGAGGGAUUGACUGGAAAUGGAGUUGUGGUGGUGUGAACUGUGCGGAAUUGUACCCCUCUUAUCCUAUGGUCUUGUCAAUAUUUCCAUUUUAUAAAUAAAACAAAAAAAUUUGUAUUUUA